AUGCAUUGGUUAACGUUGCUACUAGGCGUCGCCUUUCUAGGGGCUGUCGUAUACAGAGCCCAACAGAAGAAGACCAGUAAAGCCAAGAUCUAUGAGUUUCCAGGCCCAUAUCAGGUUCCUUACAUUGGUCGUAUCCAUGACCUACCCAUCCAGUACAUGUGGUUGAAGUUCUACGAGUGGGCGAAGACAUAUGGACCUAUCUAUCAGACAUCCAUGCUUGGUGCGAAGUUUAUUAUUAUAUCGGAUGAAAAAAUCGCAGAGGAUCUACUUGUCAAACGUGCAAAGAUCUAUUCUGACAGACCCCAAAUCCGAUCGCUCUUCGACGCCAAGAGCACUUAUGGAUCAAUGGAGUAUUUGCCCUUGAUGGGUCGAAACAAAUAUUGGUCUCGUCAAAGACGUUUCACUCACUCUUAUCUGACCGAAGCUACCAACAACCAGUACUAUGGAGUGAUGAACUUUGAAGCGAAAAGAUUUCUCAACAACUUGCUCAUCAACCCUGACAACUUUGGUUUCUGGCUUGAAGAUAUGGCUUCCAAGAUCAUGUGCCAGCUCACAUGGGACGACACCAGCUUCAGCGCUAUGUACACUCAAAACGCUUGGGGGCUUCUCACUCAGAUGUCUCCCGCUGGACCCAUUACAAAUCUGAUAACUCCACUCUGGGAACUGCCCAUUCCAAUCAACCCAUGGAAGAAAGCUGAACGUAUUCGACAUGACGAACAACAAGCCUUAUGGAUGAAGCUCUUGUUGAACACACGCGCCAAGCUCGAAAAGGGUGAGGCUCGAUCCUGCUUCACCAAAACAUAUCUCCAGAAUGAGAAGACCACGAAUCUUUCUGGUGACUACGAGGCUUCUUCUGUUAUCGGUAUGAUGGCUCUAGUCGGUAUCUUCACUGUCGCCGGUCCUCUCUGGUACUUCCUCGCAGCCAUGGCGCUUCAUCCAGAGUGGCAAAAGAGAGUCCAAGAGGAGAUUGAUGAGCAAUGUGAAGGAAGAAUGCCAACGCUGGACGAUGCGCCAAAGCUUCCAAUUCUGAGAGCUUGUAUUGUGGAGACACUUCGCUGGAAGCCUAAUGUGCCAACUGGUGUUGCACAUGAGGUUGAAGCCGAUGAUUGGUACAAUGGCUGUUUCAUCGCUAAGGGAAGUCGUAUCUUACCUCUUGACUGGGCAUUUAUGCACAAUGAAGACAAAUACCCAGACUCCUACAAUUACCACCCAGAACGCUACCUUGAAGAAAAAUGGCCCACAUACAAAGAGCCACUCACCCAGUUCCCAACAGUAAAAGGCCUCACCUCCUUCGGAUUCGGCCAACGCCAAUGUCUCGGCCAGUCCCUAACCCAUGAUGAACUCAUCGUCGCUUGCGGCGCUCUCUGCUGGGGAUUCAACAUGAAGAAGAAGAUCAACCCCAAGACCGGCAAGGAGAUUGAGAUCGACAUCAACAAAUCUAACUCUCUUCUUAUCGUUAAGCCAGAUGCUUUCCAGAUGGCGUUUGAGCCCAGGACUCAAGACAGAAGAAAGGAAAUUGUUCAUCAAUGGGAGGUCGCUGAGAAGAAGGAUAUCGAGGAGCGUGCUGAGUUUUUGAGGAGCGCGAAGGCGAAUUUCGUUACGGUUGCUGCUUGA
Glarea lozoyensis ATCC 20868 is the source of this 1614-nucleotide messenger RNA. Its product is annotated as Cytochrome P450. Lineage: Eukaryota; Fungi; Ascomycota; Leotiomycetes; Helotiales; Helotiaceae. The transcript is spliced from 5 exons. Gene Ontology annotation, molecular function: iron ion binding; oxidoreductase activity, acting on paired donors, with incorporation or reduction of molecular oxygen; heme binding. The record is from RefSeq and is a predicted model, not a curated record. The coding region runs from base 1 to 1614 and encodes 537 amino acids.